AUGUCAGGACGAGGAGGGGGCAGUAACAGUGGUGGAUUGUUGCAGGAUUGGUUGGAGAAGCAUGCCCAAGUAGGAACGGCAGGGAGGAGUGCGGAGGAGGUAGCCAAGGAAAUUACAGCGGAGUUGAAGAAAGAUUUGGAGGAAGCAUGGAGUAAAUUGCAAGCGGCCUUGACCCAGGGGGAGCCGAAGGAAAUGACGGACCUUUGUUCUGAGGGCGUAUCGUGGGAGGGGAAGAAAUUAGGUUACCGCCAACAGUAUAAACAGGAUUUAUGCAAAGGAGUAGUGGAGCUGAGAUAUUUUACAGCCGGUGGGGGGACAGUAAGGAACAGAAAGCUAGAAUUUGAAACAUCCAUUGAACCGGAAGAAUGGUACCCACGUUGUGUGGUCGGUGCCCUUGCUUUAGGCGAACUGUACGGAGAUCAUUGUCAGUUGGAGGAAGUCAUAAGUGAAAUAUCCCCUAAGGUGGAAAUGAAGUUAGCGCAGAAUAAAGCAGCUGCCAGGAAUUUGGGCAAAUGUGAGGAUAUUGCGCAUACGGACAUAAUGCUAGCUAAAGCACUUCUGCAUGAUCAAAUCAAGAAAUGGACAAAAACAAAAAGGGACGCGAAGAAGCAGGGGGGUUGGAGGAUAGGGAACCUCUGGGAUGAUAGGUGGAUGAGGGUCUGCCCCGUUGGGGGAAAGGGUGCGAAGGAAGAACAAAUAGCUGAAGCAAGGAGGAAAGCAAAGCAGGAAAAUGCAGAAAGUUUAACAACCUUAGUAGAAGUGGGAACUGCUCCCACGUCCACCCAACCUGGUGAACCAAGCAUGGCAGACAUAUUAAGUAAGGACGACUUAACCUUAGAAGUGACUGCAGUAGAGAAGGCAUUUGAAGCUGUAACAAAGGGUGGCACUGUGGACCCUACAAAACUAACGCAGGCAAUGGAGAAGAUAAAGGAAGCAUCUAAAGAAAAAACAGCUGAUGUUUGUAUCAAGAGUAAGAAGAGCGGUGAUCAGGAGAAAAAUAUGUGUGAACGCUUACAAUGUAUUGUUGACUACUUAAAGGAAAGGGAUAAAGCAACAGCAUCAGGAUCACCCAAACCAACGAUUGACUUUUGGGAGAAGGACAAUGGCGCAGUAAAGGCACUGUGGGAUGAUUUGGCAAAAGCAAUGACAACGGAAGGCACAAAAGAGAACGGAAAUGUGGAUUGUAAGGGAUUGGAUAAACCAUCUGACAGGGCGGCAUGCAAUUUUUUGCAUGCCGGCUUAAACUAUCUGUAUUCGACGGAUACGACGGCGACGUCGUUGGCGUCGUCGACGACGUCAGUCGUCGACGUCUUAAAGAACAACCCAUCGUUUAGACAAACGAUGGGUUGUUUUUUACUUCAUGCUUAUGCAAAACACAUGAAAGAAAAAGCUACUUGUCUUAUUGAUGAUGGAAUAAAGAAGGCAUUCGAUUCAUGGCAGAACCCGGAAAACCAAACUGGAACUUCUUGCAAUGGCACUGAUAAAAAUUGUAUUCCAUGCAAAUGGGAACAGGACAACUAUGAUCAAUGCAAAAUUAACACAAAUGGAGGCGCCCCCGCCACAGGGGAGCCUGUUGAGAACAAAUUGAAGGGCAUCAUUGAGGAAGACAAGGAGAACCACGUUAAGACAAUGGCAAAGAAAAUAAACGAAGUGACCGCACUCUGUGACCAAGUCAAAUGUGUUACAGCUCGAUGGAGGAAACAUAAUACCAAUGGCGGUAGCGAUCGUACUUGGGAGGAAGUGUGGAAGGAAGUUGGAAAGGAAAUCCCCAAUGUUGGCGAAGCCCUCAAGAAAGCAACAUCUGACGGAAAUAAGAAUGAGUUUGAACAGUACUGUAAUGGUCUAAAGAGGGUGAAUGGAGUGGAGCAGGGAAAGGAGGCUUGCCUCCUUAUAGCAGCAGGAUUAAAAAACCUCUACGACAUCCAAGACAACGCCGACCAUGUUAAUGCAUCGUUCCAAAGAACGAUGCAAUGUGUUCUUUUAAAUGCCAUUGCAAAUAAAUUAGAAAGACUUCCAUGUAAAGAGGAAAGGAGUGUAACGGAAGGGAUAAAGAAGGCAUUUGAGAAUAGUGAAAAAAUUAAGGGGGAAAAUAACUGCAGUAGUGAUAAAUGUUUUAAGUGUGAUAGGUUUAAGACUCUCUCAACUUGCUAUGUGAAUAGUAACAGUGACCCCGUAAAGACGAAGGUGGAUGAGAAGCUCGAAAAUGAAGACACAUUUAAGGAGAAAUCUCUCGAGACAAAAAUAUGUAAACCGUGUACGGGGAGUGGCACUCUCUGCGAUCAGUUCAAGUGUGUAGCGAAAAAGUGGGGAGCACUUAGGGGUCACAGUGAUAUUCCUCCAUGGGAUAAAAUGAGUGGCGACAUCGGUGGGGUCCUAAACACACUCCUAACUAAUAUGCGGGAUAAACAGAGUGAAGUUGCCACCUACUGCAGCGCAUGGGACGAUGACGCCCCGGGAAAAGCUAAUAAAGCAGCUUGCUUGCUCGUUGCAGCAGGACUACAGCGCAUUUCGUAUUUUCAGCAUGAGUAUAAACCGUACCGGACUAAUGGCGAUUAUAACCCCUAUGAUAACCAAGAGUAUAAACAAUUAGUUUCCUGCUUAUUGUUGAAGGCAGUUGCUCAUAGAAUGAAGGAGGAGAGCAAAAUUUGCAACAUAGAGGAAGGGAUUAAGGCCGCUUUCUCAAAGGCAGACGAAAUUAAAAAAGAGAAAUGCAUAAAUGGUAAACCCUGCAUUGUUUGCACAUGGGACGAGAAUACUCAGGACUGGCUCAAAGACUGCAAUAUCAACAAUGGCAAAGGCCCCACUGUCAAUGUAAAGACCAAGUUGAAUAAGUUGCUCACGCAGGAAAAAAAUAAGCCCCACGUUGACUCCACCUUGAGUGCAAUAACUAAGGAAGAAGGAAACAAAGGACCCACUUUAUGUCCAAGAUUACAGUGCUUAGCAUCUCGAGUUCAAGCACUACAGACCCAGGGGCAAGCGCAAUCAUUUUGGGAGAAGAAUGGUGAAGUUGACAAACUAUGGAAUGAACUGGCGGGGGAAAUGAACACAAGGGGCACAGAAGAACAAUCCGAAUGCAAUACAGUGGACACUGGCAGAAAACCCACCGACCCUGAAAAGAGGGCAUGCAACCAUCUUACCUUAGGUUUCAACAAACUAAAACAGGAUCCACCUUCCAACGGCAAUAAUUACACCAUCCUGAAGAAGGACAACCCACUGUUAAGACAAACAGUGGGUUGUUUCCUUCUUAAGGAAUAUGCAAAAAAAAUGCAAAAAGGCUCAAAAUGUGUUAUCACUUCCGGUUUAAAGAAAGCUUUUGAUUCAUGGAAUGGAAGUAUUAAUGGACAAUGCACGAACAAUACUUCGUGCAUUAAAUGUGAAUGGAAAGAUAACGAAUAUGACAGCUGCGACGUGAAGAUUACCACAAAUGGCAACCAAACAGAAACUGCAAAGAACAAAAUUGGUACAUUGCUCGACGAUAAAAAGGCAGAAAGGAACGCAGCCAUGGACAAAAUAAACGAAACAAAGUCUCUAUGCGCCAAACUCAAAUGUGCUGCACCCAAAUGGUUCGAAAACCAAAACAAGCUAGCUAACGGUAAAGGUGGUAGUGUUAGCACACCAGCGAAGACUUGGUGUAACUUUUGGGAUGGCGCUGUUAAAGAUGCACUGAAGGAAAUGUUCGAGAAGAUUGAGAAGAAUGGACAGAACAGUACAACCAACAAUAAUGCUGCAUGCAGAGCAUUUGGUGAUGGUAAUCCACUUAGUGUUGAAAGAAAAGCUUGUAAUCACAUUGCGGCGGGACUAAGAUACAUUAACAAAAUUGGAGGUACUGACAGCGGCGGCGCCCAGACCUCUAAUGCAAAUGCAAUGAAUUUUGACAAGUUUUUUAAACAAACUAUGAUGUGCGCAGCACUUAACCUUUACGCAGAUAAAAUAAGAGAUGAGUCCCAAAAGAAAUGUCCCAUUGAUGAGACAAGAAUAAAAGAAAUGUUCUCUUAUGGGAAUGCAAUUAAUAAUAGUACUUCGUCUUCGACUUCGUGUAAGAGUGGAGUUUAUGGUUGUUUUGAAUGCAAAAGGAAUGAUAAAAUUUUGGAGGGUUGCGAACUAAGUGUUGCCAGCUCAUUAAUUAGUACAACAUCACCAUCAUCACCAAAUGGACAAAAUUGCACUUCCAGCGACGAUAAUAAAAAGGUUCAAGAGAAAAUGACCAAUCUCCUCAAAGAAGACCCCAUCAGAAUGAAUGAAACAUUAUCCACCAUAAAUAAAAUGGACUCUUUCUGUAGUAAAAUGCAAUGUGCAGCAAAACAAUACCACAAAAGUAACAACAAAAAUGGAAGACCAUUAUCUUGG
Molecule: messenger RNA, 4347 nt
Organism: Plasmodium knowlesi strain H
Lineage: Eukaryota; Apicomplexa; Aconoidasida; Haemosporida; Plasmodiidae
Product: SICAvar, type I (fragment)
Exons: 9
Source: RefSeq, a predicted model, not a curated record